AUGAUCAUUACUAGAGAUGAUAUUGAUGGUAUCUCUGAUCUCAAGGCGUCCCUUCAACAUACUUUUGAGAUGAAAGAUCUUUAUUCUCUUAGCUAUUUUCUUGGUCUAGAAGUCAUAUCCAUUGAUGAUGGAAUCUAUCUCUCUCAAGCUAAAUAUGCUUCAGAUCUUCUUAUUCGAGCCGAAAUUACAGAUAGUCACCCUGAGUCUACUCAUCUCGAGCCUAAUGUUCAAUUUACUCCUAUGGAUGGCACUGAAUACCGUGCUCUCGCUGAGACUACUGCUGAAGUUAUCUCGACUCGUUGGCUUCUCGAACACUUGGGUGCUCCUCAGUCAUCCCCAACUGAUUUUUUUGUGACAACCGCAGUGCUAGUCAAAUUGCUCAUAAUGAUAUGGAUGUAUCUAGAGAUGGCAAUGGACCGAAACUCUAUGGAGGAAGAGACCCCUCGUCCACUCCCCAUCCCCGAUUAG
Arachis ipaensis is the source of this 468-nucleotide messenger RNA. NCBI's taxonomy places the organism in Eukaryota, Viridiplantae, Streptophyta, Magnoliopsida, Fabales, Fabaceae. The record is from RefSeq and is a predicted model, not a curated record.